Eremomyces bilateralis CBS 781.70 is the source of this 2490-nucleotide messenger RNA. RefSeq lists its product as uncharacterized. The coding region runs from base 384 to 2351 and encodes 655 amino acids. Gene Ontology annotation, biological process: phosphorylation; phosphorelay signal transduction system. NCBI's taxonomy places the organism in Eukaryota, Fungi, Ascomycota, Dothideomycetes, Eremomycetales, Eremomycetaceae. The record is from RefSeq and is a predicted model, not a curated record. Gene Ontology annotation, molecular function: phosphorelay sensor kinase activity. The transcript has a single exon.
GCUCUUGUUCAAGCAAAACAUUGAAAGAAAUUGUCGCAAAUCGACACGGUCAACGGUAGUCGGGAAGGAGAAAAUGAUAAGUUAGAAGGACAUUGUCGAGGCCAACAUGAAGCAUGAUGCGAAGGAAGCUACGGCAGUAUGGAUAGGGCUACAGAUGCACUAAAAACAGCGGCCCCACCAGUAGCGUUGGCACGUGGAAUGACAGAGUUUCAUUCUUACUGACCUGUCCUUCACCGAUGCGGGGUAGCUUCAAUGCACAGAAGAGUUAAAUUGGGCCAUUCCUUGUCUUGAAGUAUUUUUCCGGGCUGACCUCCGCGCUCUGCUGCGCAACACUGAUUAGAGUCGAUUCCCGGAGUUCAUACUAUCAAGCCAGAUAUUCCACCAUGGCAGAUAUAUAUGAACAAGUCUUUACCCUUAGUCCGAUACCGAGUGUUAUCCUCAAUCCUGAGCUUCGCAUCCAAAGAGCUUCGAACAGCUUCCUUCACCAUACAAAGUUGCGCGUGGACGAGUUGUGCGAUAGUAACUACCUCGAGCUACUCAAAGAUCGAGUGCUGAUAUCAGACACCGAUAUGCGUCACGUCCGCGACGUCAUCCAUGGGACGAUUCAGACGCUGGAAGUACAAACAGGCCGGCGCAUCCGUACAAGCCCAGGGGCAGUGUGGCAACUGCGUGUGGUUCCAACGGUCAUGAACGGUGCCCUCCUCUACCUGCUGGUAGAAUGGCUGCAAGCUGCAAAGAGAGAAGAGAAAAACAGUCUAAUCGGCAAUGGUUUGGCAAGAAGCGAGGCACUCCGACUACUGGUAGGAGCUGUCAAGGAUUAUGCCAUAUUUUUGCUUGACACCGAAGGCAUCGUGCUGACUUGGAACGCCGGUGCCGAGCUCAACAAGGGAUACAAGCCUCACGAAAUCAUCGGCAAGCAUUUUUCUACAUUCUAUAGCGAGGAAGACGUAAGAGCAAACAAGCCUGCGAAAGAACUGGAGGUCUGUCUGCUUGAGGGAAGGGUGGAAGAUGAGGGGUGGAGGUACCGCAGAGACGGCACCCGCUUUUGGGCCAAUGUCAUCAUCACAGCGAUCUACGAUGUCGACGUUCAUGUGGGAUUCGGUAAAGUUACUCGGGACUUAACCGAGCGCAAGGCAGCCGAAUCUCGCCUUCUCGCCGCAUACGAGGAGAGCGCAAAUCUAAAAUCGGAGUUCCUUGCCAACAUGAGUCACGAAAUCCGGACACCAAUGCACGGGAUGAUAUCAGCUAAUAAGCUACUUCUCGACACUCAGUUGACCGAGGAACAGCGAGAUCUGGCAGACAUCAUCAACGACUCCGGAAAAAUCAUGUUACAGGUCAUCAAUGACAUUCUCGACUAUUCUAAGCUGGUGUCCGGCAGUUUCUCACUCUCCUCGAGCAUCGUCGUCAUCACCUCUAUUGUCGGCUCCGUGAUGCGCAACUUCCAGACAAUUCUCAAAUCUGGCGUGUACUUUCAAAGCUUUUCUGCCGAAGGUAUUCCCAGGUCCAUACAGGGCGAUCCUCUUCGCUACCGCCAGGUCCUCCAAAAUCUUGUCAGCAACGCCGUCAAGUUCACCGACAAGGGUUUUAUAGGCAUCCGCACAUGUGUCCAUUCAGAAGACGACCACACGUAUACAAUCAAAACCGAGGUUCAGGAUACCGGGAUUGGCGUUUCUGAGUCUGCAGCCAGCUCUUUGUUUACGCCUUUCCGGCAGCUUGACAAUACCACCACCAAGACGCACCAAGGCACAGGUCUUGGCUUGUCCAUUUCUAAAUCUUUGGUCGAGCUGAUGGGCGGACAGAUAUGUUUCGCGCCCAACCCCGAGCGCAGCGGCAGCGUAUUCUGGUUUACGGCAAAGUUCAAUAAGAUAAAUAUCUUGGAUGGAAUGGAAAGCCUUACAGCCCAAUUUGAUGGGACAACCCCGUUGACUCCGAAUCCGGACGACUCCACCUUAUACCGAGAAUAUUUUGGAACCAAGAGUCUUCUACUCGCCGAAGAUAACAUUAUCAAUCAGAAGGUUAUGGUCAGAAUGCUACACUCACUCGGUUUUAUGCGAGUUGACACAGCGGUAGAUGGUGCUCAAGCAAUCAACUUGGUUAUUAAUAGUCCAAAGAAUUACGACCUCAUCUUAAUGGAUAUCAGCAUGCCCGUCCUUGAUGGCAUCGCAGCAGCGACCCAACUCAGAAGAUCUGGGUGUCGACUACCGAUCAUUGCCGUCACGGCGAAUGUCCUGAAAGAAAGUCGAGAAGAUUUUCGUGCUAAGGGAUUAAAUGACUAUGUUCCAAAACCUGUUGACAGAAAUCUCUUGACAAAGAUUCUGAUGGAAUGGCUGGUUCUAAAGACGUCCACGUGAACUCGGCCGACGUACAAGAGGUCACUUAGCACGGAGCAUCAUGAUACGCGGAACAGCAUAGAUAAUCCAGCAUCGACGAACAGCACAGCAAACAGGCCCGAUAGGAUAGAGCUAAAGCACUAGAGGUGCAAAUGGUGGA